Messenger RNA from Paramuricea clavata, 929 nucleotides. The record is from the annotation of a GenBank genome assembly. NCBI's taxonomy places the organism in Eukaryota, Metazoa, Cnidaria, Anthozoa, Malacalcyonacea, Plexauridae.
AUGAUACCUUUCAGAGCACUAACCAUACCUUGGGAAGUGGUGACAACAGAUUUAUUUAGUUUGGACAACUCGGACUAUCUACUAAUUGUUGCCUAUCUUUCCAGAUACUUUGAAGUUGUUAAAUUACCAGACACAAAGAGUUCAACGGUUAUCACGUACACCAAGUCGAUAUUCUCCCGACAUGGUAUUCCUGCAGAAGUCGUAAGUGAUAAUGGGCCACAAUACUCAUCUAGAGAAUUUCAAGCAUUCGCAGAAAGCUGAGAAUUCAAGCAUACGACAGUUAGUCCUCUCAACCCACAAGCCAAUGGUUUAGCAGAAAGGACUGUACAAACUAUCAAAGAUAUUUUAGUUAAAUCGAAGAAAGAUCAACGAGAUCCAUAUUUAAGUUUAUUGGAAUAUCGAAACACUCCUAUCGAUGAUGUGGGAAGUCAGCGCAGUUACUGAUAAAUAGGCGUUUGCGUUCAAGAAUUCCUCAAACGAUAUCGCAGUUGAAGCCCCGUGUUCCAUCCUGUUGAAGUAAAGAAAAAAAGAAUCUCAAGCGGCAGAAACAGAAAUUCUAUUAUGAUCGUCAGUCAAAAUCCCUUACUAAGUUACACGAAGGAGAUAGAAUUAGAGUAGGAAUGAAAGGUUCGUAGAAACCAGGUGUUGUCACUCGUGAAGAAGAAACACCGAGAUCGUAUCGUGUUCAGACUGAUGAUGGUGGUGAAUAUAGGAGAAAUAGAAGAAUGCUUAUGAAGUCUGUAGAACCUGAUCCUGUAGCAGAGGACAUGUUUAGUGAUGAAAUUCCUUCAACAAGAAUGCGAAGUAUACCCUCCCCUGAAAAUGUUGAAGCACUAGUCACUCCUGAUGAAACCCAAUCUCAAUCGAGUACAAUUCCUGAAAUUAUCCCUCCAUCUACAGAAGUUAAACAACAUCGAGAGGAAGAAUAA